Messenger RNA from Durio zibethinus, 1915 nucleotides. RefSeq names its product kelch repeat-containing protein At3g27220-like. Lineage: Eukaryota; Viridiplantae; Streptophyta; Magnoliopsida; Malvales; Malvaceae. The record is from RefSeq and is a predicted model, not a curated record. Gene Ontology annotation, molecular function: protein binding.
AUGAAAAACAGAAGUGAACUACAAAGGCUGAUAAAAACCAUUGGCGCCCAACUUUUUAGCACUUCGAAUUUUUUGUCGUCCCAAUUCUUCAAACUCUCUUUUUCUUUGUAAUAAAAAGAAAAUGAGGAUCAGCAACACUCUUGCGAACCUGCAAAAGAAAUGGCAAAAAAUGUACAUCACCACCAUCAGCAUCAAAGCAAGAACAACACUGGCACAAAACUUGUAUUGAUUGUGUCUUUUGCCUGUCUUUUGGGUUUGGCUUGCAUUGUAAAUCUUUUGUGGGCAUCUUCUUUUUCUUUUUCCUCUUCAUAUCUUAGAUUUGCUUCCACUUGGGUGUCUGAAAAACCUCGUAUCUUUGUCUUGCCAAGGGCUGAAGAAGAUCCCAACACUACUGACAAGAUAGGGGAUGUGAUUCUGAAAAGAAAGAAGGGUAGUCCAUCUGAGAGAUUCCUAUCGGCAACAUUUGCGGAUUUACCAGCACCAGAGUUGCCAUGGGAACAGAUGCCAUCAGCACCGGUGCCACGUCUUGAUGGAUCAGCAAUACAGAUUAGGAAUCUUUUCUAUGUUCUUUCAGGAUAUGGCACCCUCGACCAUGUGCAUUCUCAUGUUGAUGUGUUUAAUUUCACCGAUAAUACAUGGUGUGCGAGGUUUGAUACGCCAAAAGACAUGGCAAACUCACAUCUAGGGGUGGCAAGUGAUGGGAGAUACAUAUAUGUGGUCUCAGGUCAAUAUGGCCCCCAAUGUAGGAGCCCGACUGCUCGUACUUUUGUUCUGGAUACUCAGACAAGGAAAUGGCGUAGCAUGCCUCCUUUACCAGCCCCCAGGUAUGCUCCAGCAACUCAGUUAUGGAGAGGCAGACUCCAUGUGAUGGGGGGCAGCAAGGAAAACCGCCACACGCCAGGAUUGGAGCACUGGAGCAUAGCAGUAAAAGAUGGCAAAGCAUUGGAGAAAGAGUGGCGGACUGAGAUCCCUAUUCCUCGUGGAGGACCGCAUAGACUGUUUGUAAUUGGUGGUCAAGAGGGAGAUUUUAUGGCAAAACCUGGAUCACCUAUCUUCAAAUGUUCACGCAGGCAUGAGGUGGUCUACGGUGAUGUUUACAUGCUAGAUGCUGAAAUGAAGAAAUGGGAAGUCUUACCUCCAUUGCCAAAACCCAACUCCCACAUAGAAUGUUCUUGGGUAGUUGUCAACAAUUCAAUCAUAAUUACAGGAGGUACAACAGAAAAGCACCCAGUGAGCAAAAGGAUGAUCCUGGUUGGGGAGGUUUUCCAGUUUCAUUUAGAUUCACUGACAUGGUCAGUGAUUGGAAAGCUUCCUUACCGUGUGAAGACCACCCUGGCUGGUUUCUGGGAUGGAUAUUUGUAUUUUACAUCAGGACAGCGAGACAGAGGACCAGAUAAUCCACAGCCAAGGAAGGUCAUUGGAGAGAUGUGGAGAACCAAAUUGAAUUUCUGAUUAAAUUAUUUUUUCUAGCUUAGCCAUGUUUUUAACAUUAUUAUAUUAUGGCUCUUUCCCUCUAUGGGAAUACAACAAAUCUGAGGUCAAGUAUUUCAAUUCAAUUCUUUUUUCCUUUAAAUUUUGGUUUAUGGUAAUUAGACAAUUCAUUAUCAGAAAUUUUAAUUGUGACUCUCUAGUUCAAGAAUGAAAAUAACUUGAAUUUUACUAUUAAAUUCAGCUAGUAAUGAUCAUUUUAUUAACAUUACAUACAAAUAAUCCAUAAACCAACCUCAACCAUUGUUAGUGCAAGGCUGUCUCCAGCCUUAUGGCGGGUAAAAACCUAAAAUCACAUGGUAGGAUGUCAAUUAAUAGCAAAAUUUAAAAGUUUUUCUAACGGUUUUUCUAACAUUUGUGUUCCGAUGUUGAAUGCUUAUAUUUGAGGGAGUGCAGUUAUUUAUAUGGUGAGUGUGCACAACGACCC